Molecule: messenger RNA, 1578 nt
Organism: Phyllostomus hastatus (greater spear-nosed bat)
Lineage: Eukaryota; Metazoa; Chordata; Mammalia; Chiroptera; Phyllostomidae
Product: keratin, type II cytoskeletal 71
Exons: 9
Coding region: 1-1578 (525 amino acids)
Biological process (GO): keratinization; intermediate filament organization
Cellular component (GO): keratin filament
Molecular function (GO): structural constituent of skin epidermis
Source: RefSeq, a predicted model, not a curated record
AUGAGCCGCCAAUUCACCUGCAAGUCAGGAGCUGCCACCAAAGGGGGCUUCAGCGGCUGCUCGGCUGUGCUCUCUGGGAGCAGCACGUCCUCCUACCGGGCAGGGGGCAAAGGGCUCAGUGGGGGCUUCAGCAGUCGGAGCCUUUACAGCCUGGGGGGUGCCCGGAGCAUCUCUUUCAAUGUGGCCAGUGGCAGCGGAAAGAGCGGAGGUUAUGGAUUUGGCCGGGGCCGGGCCAGCGGUUUUGCUGGCAGCAUGUUUGGCAGUGUGACCCUGGGACCUGUGUGCCCAACCGUGUGCCCACCUGGAGGCAUCCACCAGGUCACCGUCAAUGAGAGCCUCCUGGCUCCCCUCAAUGUGGAGCUGGACCCCGAGAUCCAGAAAGUGCGUGCCCAGGAGCGGGAGCAGAUCAAGGCACUGAACAACAAGUUCGCCUCCUUCAUUGACAAGGUGCGGUUCCUGGAGCAGCAGAACCAGGUGCUGGAGACCAAGUGGGAGCUGCUGCAGCAGCUGGACCUGAACAACUGCAAGAACAACCUGGAGCCUGUGUACGAGGGCUACAUCAGCACCCUGCGGAAGCAGCUGGAGACGCUGUCCGGGGACAGGGUGAGGCUGGACUCGGAGCUGAGGAAUGUGCGGGAUGUGGUGGAGGACUACAAGAAGAGGUAUGAGGAAGAAAUCAACAGGCGGACAGCUGCAGAGAAUGAGUUUGUGCUGCUCAAGAAGGAUGUGGAUGCAGCUUAUGCCAAUAAGGUGGAACUUCAGGCCAAGGUGGACUCCAUGGACCAGGAGAUCAAGUUCUUCAAGUGUCUCUUUGAAGCCGAGAUCAAUCAGAUUCAGUCCCACAUCAGCGACACAUCUGUCAUCCUGUCCAUGGACAACAACCGUGACCUGAACCUGGACAGCAUCAUUGAUGAGGUCCGGGCCCAGUAUGAGGAGAUUGCCCUGAAGAGCAAGGCUGAGGCUGAGGCCCUGUACCAGACUAAGUUCCAGGAACUGCAGCUGGCAGCUGGCCGCCAUGGGGACGACCUCAAAAACACCAAGAACGAAAUCUCAGAGCUUACCCGGCUCAUCCAGAGAAUCCGCUCAGAGAUUGAAAAUGUGAAGAAGCAGGCUUCCAACCUGGAGACAGCCAUCGCCGAUGCUGAGCAGCGGGGAGACAAUGCCCUGAAGGAUGCCCGGGCCAAGCUGGACGAGCUGGAGGGCGCCCUGCACCAGGCCAAGGAGGAGCUGGCCCGGAUGCUGCGCGAGUACCAGGAGCUCAUGAGCCUGAAGCUGGCCCUGGACAUGGAGAUCGCCACCUACCGCAAGCUGCUGGAGAGCGAGGAGUGCAGGAUGUCAGGAGAGUAUACUUCCCCUGUCAGCAUCUCCAUCAUCAGUAGCACCAGCGGCAGCAGUGGCUAUGGCUUCCGGCCCAGCUCGGUCAGUGGCGGCUAUGUGGCCAACAGCAGCAGCUGCAUCUCUGGAGUGUGCAGCGUCCGUGGCGGGGAAAGCCGGAGCCGAGGCAGUGCCAGCGACUACAGGGAUUCCUUGGGGAAGGGCUCCAGCCUGGGUGCUCCCUCCAAGAAAGCUAGUCGGUAG